Molecule: messenger RNA, 653 nt
Organism: Ochotona princeps (American pika)
Lineage: Eukaryota; Metazoa; Chordata; Mammalia; Lagomorpha; Ochotonidae
Product: 26S proteasome complex subunit SEM1-like
Biological process (GO): double-strand break repair via homologous recombination; proteasome assembly; mRNA export from nucleus
Cellular component (GO): proteasome complex; proteasome regulatory particle, lid subcomplex
Source: RefSeq, a predicted model, not a curated record
AGAAAGUUGAGGAACUGUAUUAAUCCAUUUUUUUGUUGUUAUAAUGAACUAUCUGGGGGAUUCAGCUACAGAGGAAUGAAGCCUCCAUGUUUCCUGCCCACCAAAAAGGUGUUGGCCAAGAAGGUUACCAUGUCUGAGAAAAAGCAGCUAGUAACUGGGCUUCUUGAAUAGAAUGAUGAGUUCAAGGAAUUCCCCACUGAAGACUGGGCUGGUUUAGAUGAAGAUGAAGAUGCACAUGUCAGGGAGGAUAACUGCGAUGAUGACAAUGUGGAGGAUGACUUCUCCAAUCAGUUGUGAGCCAAACUGGAGAAACAUGGCUAUAAGAUGGAGACUUCAUAACCUUUAGAAGUGUUGAAGCAACCUAAACUUGAACUGUUGACUAAACUCUAGAAUGGAGAUCCCAGAAUGGAAUAAUUAAAACAUGUCUAUUUCGUUAUCUACUCGGAUUAUUUUUUAAGCAUGCAAAAUAUAAAUGCUUUGAUCUAAUUUUCAAAAAAAAAAAAAUACCUGGGAUGGGUUACUUAAAAAGAAAAGAGGUUUUUGUAGCUCAGAAUUUUGGUGGCUGAAAAGACUAGACAACAUUAUGCAGCUUCUGAUGAGAGCUGCAUAGCAGACAGAAACACAUGAGGGAGGAAGGGAUCACAUAUUGAAAC